Cuscuta epithymum is the source of this 1419-nucleotide messenger RNA. NCBI's taxonomy places the organism in Eukaryota, Viridiplantae, Streptophyta, Magnoliopsida, Solanales, Convolvulaceae. The record is from the annotation of a GenBank genome assembly.
AAAAGAUAAAGAUGUGAUUACUAAAAAGAACGUUUAGAAUGGCAUAUUGUCUUCCCUGCGAGAAAACCCUUUCGUACCCAAAUUCCCGCAUCAGCCAUCAGACAGACGACCUCACAAAAAGCUAAUGCAAAAAUAUUGACUAUGCUUUAGCUGCCUAUUUCCUGGUAGUUUCUUUUUCUUUUCUUCUUACGGUCUGGAAAAAUUCGAACUAAGAAACCGGAGGAAUUUCUACAGAAUGGGACAAUCUCAAUUUCCCCCGCAAAUUUUCCCGGGGUUGAUGAUUCUGAUCACUUCAUUCGCAGUUAUUUGCUCGUGUUUGGAGGAUUAUAAUGCCAUUGUCCUAAAAGGCUGCUCACAGAAGAAACUAGAUGACGGGAAUCAGAAUUUCUCCCGAACCCUCGACGGCCUCUGUAAAACCCUGUAUUCGAAGUCCUCAUCCGCGAAUUUCAGCAGAGCCACCGCCAGGGGCGGCGCCGUCUCCGGUCUCUUCCAGUGCAGAGGCGACCUCUCUCCCUCCGAUUGCAGCGUCUGCGUGGAGGAAGCUUCGAAUCAGUAUAAGAUGAUCUGCGGCGGCGACUCGGUCGCGGGCCGGAUCCAGCUGGUCGGGUGUUACGUCAACUUCGAGGUAUCAUCCAAACAGAAAGUCGAUUCGACCCAUUUACUCCUCAAGGAGUGCGGGCCGAAAUCGGGUCGGGCCUCCUCUUCCGUUCUGGCCGCGGCGUUUAAGGAUAUGGCGAAGCAGGUUAAAGCGAGCGGGAAUCGGUUCUACUCUGGAAGCUUCGGCGGGGACGGCAAACAGGAUUCUGACUUCGUGGACGGGUCGUUGACUUUGAUGGGUCAAUGUGAAGGCGAUUUGGGGAGAAAUGAUUGUGCGGCGUGUUUGGACAAUGCAACGGCGCUGUCCAGAAGACUAUGUGGUAAUGGCACUGAUUCGGCCAAUAUAUAUCUCCAACGGUGCUAUAUGAGCUACAGUUUUGCCUUCUCCAAACACGUCUUACCAGAUAAUUUUGAUAUAAACAAGGCAGUCGGCAUUAUAAUGACACCCAUUGUUAUUGUGGCUUUCGUAAUCGUGAUAGUCCUCUACAUAAAGUCAGCGCUUAAGAAGAACGAUCCGCAAAGUGCAAAGAUCGUAUCGAGUUGAAUCAAUCUCAUGCUGGAGAAGAUGGAGCCAUGGAGGUAUAAGGUAUUGAAGAGAAAGCAGGAUGAAGAAUGUAUAUGUGUGUGAUACUUUUUUCCCACUUUCAAACUGAUCAUUGCUGAAUUAUUGUACCUCUGUGUAAUUGUGUUCAUUGCAAGUUUUGGUCAAUAUUAUGUGUCAAUAUUAUGCUUUCCACCUAACUGGUACGUCUAUUAUGGAACAUUAUUGAUAUCCUAUUAGUGUAUCAGUGCCUCAAGCACCCACUUCUCUGAUUGGAUGGA